Penicillium malachiteum is the source of this 906-nucleotide messenger RNA. Its product is annotated as terpene synthase. The record is from RefSeq and is a predicted model, not a curated record. Gene Ontology annotation, molecular function: lanosterol synthase activity. Gene Ontology annotation, biological process: triterpenoid biosynthetic process; ergosterol biosynthetic process. Gene Ontology annotation, cellular component: lipid droplet. The transcript has 3 exons. Lineage: Eukaryota; Fungi; Ascomycota; Eurotiomycetes; Eurotiales; Aspergillaceae. The coding region runs from base 1 to 906 and encodes 301 amino acids.
AUGUCCUCAAUCUCAAUCGUACCGACAGACCCACAAAGAUGGCCUCUCCACGUCAAUGCGGGUGUUCAUCACUGGCAAUAUCUUGACCUCGCUGCAUCCACAAAACAGCCACAAUCUGUAGCUGAGAAGUAUUUUCUUGGCCUCCUUACUGAACUACCGAAUCUUCCGGUCGCAUCCAAUUUCCAGGACGCUUCUCGCAAUGGAUUUCGAUUCUACCAAAAGCUGCAAUUGAAUGAUGGUCAUUGGGGCUGUGCAUAUGGUGGUCCUAGCUUCCUACUUGCUGGGUCUGUCAUCGCAAUGUACAUAUCAGAGACCGAGAUUCCCGCAGAGUGGAAGAUUGAGAUCAUACAGUACCUGUCAAACACCGUGAAUAAAGAUGGUGGCUGGGGCUUGCAUUUCGCCGGUGACACUACAGUCUUUGCCACAGCUCUCUACUAUAUUGCAUUACGGAUUCUAGGUCUUGAACCGACAGAGCCACUGGUAUCCAAGGCUCGUGCACGUCUCCUUGAACUAGGUGGCGCGACCGCUGUACCGCAAUGGGGAAAGGUUUGGCUUGCAUUGUUGAACCUGUAUAGCUGGAGCGCAGUCAACCCAAUCCCUCCUGAGUUUUGGCUACUUCCAGACUGGGUGCCAUUCCAUCCAUGGCGCUGGUGGGUACAAUGUCGCGUUGUCUAUCUCCCGGUGUCAUAUCUAUACGCCAACAAAGUGACCAAACCUCUCAAUCCGCUCCUUCAAAGUCUUCGUCAAGAAAUCUUCACGCGCCCAUUUGAGGAGAUUGACUUCAAUCGCUUUCGAAACACAACAGCUCCUACUGACCUCAAGAAACCACUUUCGCCGUUGCUUCGCGCAGCAAAUGUACUACUUCGUUUCUGGGAGAACUAUAUUCGACCAGAUUGGCUUGCUUAG